AUGUACAAGACAAUCUCCUCCCUCGGUGCCAUUGCGGCUCUUGCUGCUACGGCCACUGCCCACGGCACCGUCACAGGUGUCACCAUUGAUGGUGUCUUCACCGGUGGCUUCAAGCUGGACUACUACUACGCCAAACAGAACAAUGGUCCCAUCCCCGAGCACAUCGGUUGGUACGCAGAGAACCUCGACAACGGCUUUGUAGAGCCAAACGCGUUCGGUACCGCAGACAUCAUCUGCCACAAGGCUGCCAGCCCCGAGGGCUCCUCCGACACCCUCGCCAAGGUCGCCGCCGGUGGCACUGUCGAGUUCCACUGGACCGUCUGGCCUGACUCCCACGUCGGCCCCGUCAUCACCUACGUCGCUCCUUACGCUGGCGACGUCGCUGCCGUCAAGAAGGAGGAGCUCAAGUGGACCAAGAUUGAGGCUGCUGGCUACGACAAUGGCGAGUGGGCUGCCAUCAAGCUGAUUGCCAACAACAACACCUGGGCAGUCACUGUUCCCGAGACCCUCGCUGCUGGCAAGUACGUCUUCCGCCACGAGAUCAUUGCCCUCCACGGAGCCGGCCAGGUCAACGGCGCCCAGGCCUACCCCCAGUGCCUCAACAUCGAGGUUACCGGCUCCGGCACUGUUAAGCCUGAAGGCGGCGUCGCUGGUACCGCACUCUACACCGCUGAGGAGAAGGGCAUCGUCUUCGACCCCUACGCCUCCACCAUCAACUACCCCAUCCCCGGCCCCCCUCUCUUCGCCGGCGCAUCCAGCGGCUCGCCCACCACCCCCACCACCCCUGCCGUCUCCGCUGCUCCCUCCGGCAACGCCACCGUCCCCGUUGAACCCUCUGCCAGCCCUUCCCCCGUCGCUAGGCCCGAGGCUGAGACCCCUGAGCCUGCAAAUGAGCCAGAGACCCCGGCUACUUCUCCUUCUCCUGCCCCUGUCUCCAGCCCUGCCCCUUCCACUGGUGGCCAGGACUCCGGCGACCUCCCUGAGCAAUUCACGCUCGAUACCUUCAUCGCCUGGUUGGAGCGUAAGGCUUCGGGUGCCAGCUCUGCGCCCAAGGCUCGCCGUCAUGCUCGCGCUCUCUUUUAG
This is a messenger RNA of Plenodomus lingam JN3, 1083 nucleotides long. RefSeq lists its product as uncharacterized. Lineage: Eukaryota; Fungi; Ascomycota; Dothideomycetes; Pleosporales; Leptosphaeriaceae. The record is from RefSeq and is a predicted model, not a curated record.